Molecule: messenger RNA, 901 nt
Organism: Microdochium trichocladiopsis
Lineage: Eukaryota; Fungi; Ascomycota; Sordariomycetes; Xylariales; Microdochiaceae
Exons: 1
Coding region: 404-805 (133 amino acids)
Source: RefSeq, a predicted model, not a curated record
CAUUCCGCAAGCCGCCAACCUUACGUCUACGGGCAUCGUUGCUGACGGCGAGGGCCAGCGGCCAGUCAUCUUGACAAUGGGCUGGUUUCCGAACGACUGCCGGUUGUCUUGUCAUCUCGCUCUGCCGAUGAGUGGUCGUUGCCAGAGGCUGCAGCCGGAAAAGGCAGCAGGGCAGGAGGCGCAUCUGAGACACUGUCAUCCCGAACCAGCGAUGGCGGCCACACUGGUGAUGCCAAAGUGACGGCCCGCGCCCCUUUGCCAGCUUCCGCAUCGAGGACUGCCCUGGUGAGCUCCAAACCCGUUGCCUCUGCUCGCUGCCCCAAGCAAUACCUAUUAUACCAUCCAACGGCACGUCUUCCACCUCAACCUCCCUGACGGGUGCAGUCACUGCCGUCUUUGGCACAUGUGCUUCAUUGGCGGCCGUCUCUCUGACCUGGGUUGUCCCCCUCCUUCUCCUCCUCCUCCUCCUUCUCGUCAUCCUUCUCCUCCGCCUCAGCCUCUUGCUCCGCCGUCUCCUUGCUCCGAAGCACCGUUGAAGAAUCAGCUUGACCCCUGUGGCUGUCGACUUGACGCCGCUCUUCCGGCUUUCCUCUUAUCAGAGACUGCGAGCAGGCCCCUCGCCUUCGUCAGCUUCGCCAGUCAGCCGACUUUGCGUCCUGGGCAAGGCAAGGCCAAUCCUUGUCCCUGCUUGUCACCAGCUCCUGUCACCCUUCUCCAGUCUCCCGGGGCUCCCUCCUGCCUGCCCCAGCUCGCAAGUGGAGGCCCUGCAGCCAGCCCUGUCCCGCAUCUGCCCACGCCCGGCUGAGCGACUCAGACGAGCCAGACACCACUUAUAUUAUUGGCUUGUUAUAUCCUCUUGGCUGCCAUUGCCUCCCGUCUUGUUUCUUCUCCUCGUCCUUGU